This is a messenger RNA of Xenopus tropicalis (tropical clawed frog), 3679 nucleotides long. It is a transcript of the gene smarca5, whose product is annotated as SNF2 related chromatin remodeling ATPase 5. The record is from RefSeq and is marked provisional. The transcript is spliced from 24 exons. Gene Ontology annotation, molecular function: nucleosome binding; ATP binding; DNA binding. Gene Ontology annotation, cellular component: nucleus; ISWI-type complex. The coding region runs from base 150 to 3299 and encodes 1049 amino acids. NCBI's taxonomy places the organism in Eukaryota, Metazoa, Chordata, Amphibia, Anura, Pipidae. Gene Ontology annotation, biological process: chromatin remodeling.
CGCUCUCUUCCUAGUGGCUCCCGCCAGCAGCGUGUGGGAUUACACACGCAUCCAUUCAAGGAUCGCGCUUUACUCCGGGUUUCUCAUUAAACCCCCUGCCUCGUUGUGUGAGCCCCGCGUUGGACGGACGGUGUUAGUAGAUCCUGAUCAUGUCCGCGGAAGGCACCGAGCAGCAGCCGGCUCCGGACACCGUAGCGAAAGAGGAAAAAGGAGAAGCAAAGGAGGCUAUGGAAGUAGAUACGGGCGAUCAGGCGAAACAAGAGCCGGGCGGAGACGCAGUUAAAGAGGAAGCGAUGGAGGAUUAUGAGCUUGAUAAUGAAGAUGAUGACGAUUCUCUUAAUAAAUCGAAAGAAGGCAAUGAGAUGGAUCCAGCUUAUGAAGAAAAGAGGAAAACUGACCGCUCAAACAGAUUUGAGUACCUUUUGAAACAGACAGAAGUGUUUGCACAUUUCAUUCAACCAGCUGCACAAAAGACCCCAACCUCGCCUUUAAAAAUGAAACCAGGACGUCCUCGCCUAAAGAAAGACGAGAAACAAGAUUUGCUGUCUAUGGGAGAUUAUCGCCAUCGCCGGACAGAACAGGAGGAGGAUGAGGAACUUUUAACUGAAAGUUCCAAAACCACAAAUGUUUGCACCAGAUUUGAAGACUCCCCAUCAUAUGUAAAAGGUGGUACACUAAGAGAUUACCAAGUCAGAGGAUUAAAUUGGUUAAUAUCGCUGUACGAGAAUGGCAUAAAUGGAAUUUUGGCUGAUGAAAUGGGUCUAGGAAAGACUUUACAGACAAUCAGUCUUUUGGGGUAUAUGAAGCACUACAGAAGUAUCCCUGGGCCUCACAUGGUCUUGGUUCCAAAGUCAACCUUGCACAACUGGAUGGCAGAGUUCAAAAGAUGGGUUCCUUCACUUUGUGCUAUUUGUCUUAUUGGUGACAAAGAUCAUAGAGCUGCAUUUGUCCGUGAUGUACUCCUACCAGGAGAGUGGGAUGUGUGUGUAACAUCUUAUGAAAUGUUAAUCAAGGAAAAGUCUGUUUUUAAAAAGUUUAACUGGAGAUACCUAGUUAUUGAUGAAGCUCACAGGAUCAAAAAUGAGAAAUCUAAGCUGUCUGAAAUUGUGAGAGAGUUUAAGACAACAAAUCGUCUUUUACUCACAGGGACACCACUUCAAAAUAAUCUACAUGAGCUCUGGGCGUUGCUGAACUUUCUGUUACCAGAUGUUUUUAAUUCUGCUGAGGACUUUGACUCUUGGUUCGAUACCAACAACUGUUUAGGAGAUCAGAAAUUAGUUGAACGUCUUCAUAUGGUUUUAAAGCCCUUCCUCCUCCGCCGUAUAAAGGCUGAUGUGGAAAAAAGUCUACCCCCCAAAAAGGAAAUUAAAAUAUACGUGGGUCUCAGCAAAAUGCAACGUGAAUGGUAUACAAAGAUUUUAAUGAAGGAUAUAGAUAUUUUGAAUUCUUCGGGAAAGACUGACAAAAUGCGACUGCUGAAUAUCUUGAUGCAACUUAGGAAAUGUUGCAAUCAUCCUUACCUUUUUGAUGGUGCUGAGCCUGGUCCACCCUACACAACAGAUAUGCAUUUGGUGACAAAUAGUGGCAAAAUGGUGGUCUUAGACAAACUGCUGCCCAGACUUAAGGAACAAGGUUCACGUGUACUAAUAUUCAGCCAGAUGACAAGAGUUUUAGACAUCCUAGAAGAUUACUGCAUGUGGAGGAAUUAUGAAUACUGUCGACUCGAUGGGCAAACACCACAUGAAGAAAGACAAGAUUCUAUCAUCGCAUAUAAUGCACCUGGCAGUUCAAAAUUCAUUUUUAUGCUGAGCACACGCGCAGGAGGCCUUGGAAUAAAUCUUGCUACAGCUGAUGUUGUUAUUAUAUAUGAUUCAGACUGGAAUCCACAAGUUGAUCUUCAGGCUAUGGAUAGAGCACACAGAAUUGGGCAAACUAAAACUGUUCGUGUGUUCAGAUACAUAACGGAUAAUACAGUUGAAGAGCGUAUUGUGGAACGUGCUGAAAUGAAACUGCGCUUAGAUUCAAUAGUUAUUCAGCAAGGUAGAUUAGUGGACCAAAACCUAAAUAAAUUAGGGAAGGACGAAAUGCUUCAAAUGAUUCGACAUGGUGCUACUCAUGUAUUUGCAUCAAAGGAUAGUGAAAUCACAGAGGAAGACAUUAAUGCAAUCUUGGAGAGAGGGGAGAAGAAGACUGCAGAAAUGAAUGAGAAACUCUCAAACAUGGGUGAAAGUUCCCUUAGAAACUUCACGGUGGAUAAUGAAUCCAGUGUUUAUAACUUUGAAGGUGAAGAUUACAGAGAAAAGCAAAAGAUGGCAUUUACAGAGUGGAUUGAACCACCGAAAAGGGAACGAAAAGCUAAUUACGCGGUAGAUGCGUAUUUCCGCGAAGCACUCCGUGUUAGCGAGCCAAAAGUACCAAAGGCUCCCAGACCCCCAAAACAGCCAAAUGUUCAAGAUUUUCAGUUUUUCCCUCCACGUCUAUUUGAGUUAUUGGAAAAAGAAAUUCUCUAUUACAGGAAAACAAUUGGCUACAAGGUACCACGUAAUCCUGAUCUGCCAAAUGCAGCACAAGCACAAAAGGAAGAACAACUAAAAAUUGAUGAGGCAGAGCCCCUCAAUGAUGAAGAGUUAGAGGAGAAAGAGAAAUUGUUAACUCAGGGUUUCACAAACUGGAAUAAGAGAGAUUUCAACCAGUUUAUUAAGGCUAAUGAGAAAUGGGGUCGUGAUGAUAUUGAAAAUAUUGCGCGGGAAGUGGAAGGCAAGACACCAGAGGAAGUCAUUGAGUAUUCAGCGGUCUUCUGGGAAAGGUGCAAUGAGCUUCAAGAUAUCGAGAAGAUAAUGGCUCAAAUAGAAAGGGGAGAAGCGAGGAUACAGAGGAGGAUUAGCAUAAAGAAAGCUCUAGACACAAAGAUUGGAAGAUACAAAGCACCUUUCCACCAACUGAGGAUUUCGUAUGGUACAAACAAAGGAAAAAACUACACUGAGGAAGAGGAUCGUUUUCUCAUUUGCAUGUUACACAAGCUAGGUUUUGAUAAGGAAAAUGUGUAUGAUGAACUGCGGCAGUGUAUACGGAACUCUCCCCAGUUCAGAUUUGACUGGUUCUUAAAAUCAAGAACAGCAAUGGAGCUUCAGCGAAGAUGCAAUACCUUAAUCACUUUAAUUGAAAGAGAGAACCUUGAACUCGAGGAAAAGGAAAAAGCUGAGAAGAAGAAACGUGGACCAAGGCCUUCAUCGGCUCAAAAACGAAAGGUGGAUGGAACACCUGAUGGCAGAGGAAGAAAGAAGAAACUGAAGCUCUGAGACAAAUUUGUAAAAUCAAUAAAUUUCUGAAGUAGUUUUUUACGGGUCUUCAUAAGAUGUACUGUACGCUUAUCUACUAUUAUGUCAUUCAAAGACAUUGGGUUCACCUGUUUACUGAAAUAGGAACAUAGUACUUAUUGUAGUUACCCUUUUUAAAUACAACAGCUGUGCUGGGUUUUUUUUAGCCAUUAACAGUUGAAGUAAAAAAUAGGCUUCAUUAAUUAAUGUGCUUUUCUUAAUGUUUUUCCCCCCUCCUUCCCUGUCCUUGGACAGCUUUUGAAACUCAUUGUGUAUAUUUUUGUAAAGUAUUAUUUUUGUAUCUUUGGAUUAUUAUCAACAUGCACACUGUUCAGAAGAAUACAACAUUCUUGUCUAGUAAA